ACGUUGUUAGAGGAGUCCGCGUGACACGUGGACAUAAAAUUCUAUAAAAGGAGAGUUCAACGUUAUUUUACCGAGUCUCAAAUUCGUAUACCGAAUCGUUCGGAUCGCAUUUCUCUUCAGAUUUUUGCACCACUCACUUUGUGAAGAAAAUGGGAGGGGGAAAGGAUAAGCCACACGGCAAAGAAGGCGAGAAGGGGUUUUUCUCGGACUUGGUGCACGGGCCCGGGUAUCCACAUGGUGGGUAUCCGCAGCAAGGAUAUCCCCCGCAAGGAUAUCCCCCGCAAGGAUAUCCUCCGGCCCCAGGGGCAUACCCUCAUCAAUCUUACCCGCCACCGCCCGGGGCAUAUCCUCAGGGAUAUCCUCCGCAAGGGUAUCCCCCACAAGGCUAUCAGCCAGCUCCUUAUCCUGGUCAACAUGGACAGGGAUCCGGGCAUGGAGGAUCUCACGGGGGAGCAGCGGUACUCCUGGGGGGUGCAGCGGCUGCUGCAGCAGCUGCGUAUGGAGCAGGCCAUAUGGGGCACGGAGGCUUCAUGGGCCAUGGAAGCCACGGAGGCCACGGAGGCGGCCAUGGAGGCUACUACGGCGGCAUGCCAAGCCAUGGGUAUGGCGGCCACCAUGGCAAGCACGGCAAGUUCAAGCAUGGCAAGUUCGGCAAGCACAAGCACGGGAAGCAUGGCUUUGGCGGUGGCAAGUUCAAGAAGUGGAAGUGAUCGCUUAUUAGUAUACGCUCUUGGUCAAUAAUGCUCUCUCGCAAAAGCUAUUUCUCCUUUAACAAUGAAACUUCUGCAGUGACUGCUGUAUAAGCAUUCUGCUUCUAUUAGGUUUUGAUCCGACUUUUCUAAGGAUUGGUUGAGUAGAGCAUCCAAUCUCUGUAUCUUUGUGGUGUUUUUAUAUGUGGAUAAUGAAUCCUUGUGUUAAUAAAUGCUUUUAGUGUGAAUUUUCUUCUCUCUUUAUGACUUGUUUGGUGUAGUGCAGUGAAUGUAGCACCUGCAGCGAGCUACAGUAAAGUGUGAAUUGUACAAGAAGUUCCACAAAGUCGAGGAUUUGUGAUCUUCGGAUCAGUGUUAUGCUGUAAAAGUUUGAAUAUUUAGCUUUGUUUUA
This is a messenger RNA of Ananas comosus (pineapple), 1101 nucleotides long. RefSeq names its product glycine-rich protein A3-like. The transcript has 3 exons. The coding region runs from base 150 to 710 and encodes 186 amino acids. The record is from RefSeq and is a predicted model, not a curated record. NCBI's taxonomy places the organism in Eukaryota, Viridiplantae, Streptophyta, Magnoliopsida, Poales, Bromeliaceae.